GGAAUAAGUUUGAUGCCACCUGUGUGGAUUUUAUUGUUUUAUUGGGGAAAAUAGAAAUUGUUAUUUUUGUCCAGGAAAAUACAAUGACUAGUGUUCAUGCUCCAAAAAAACAAACAUUGCAUUGAUUUAUAUUUGACACUUACGCAUGGAAGGUGAUGGUGGCUUUAAGAGUGGAGCAUGUGGGUGUUUCCCCAGCCAGCAAAACAAGCUUCUGCAGAGCGCUGGCUGGUUCCUCCUGCAGGAUUCUCGGCCAUUAAAAGCCCGGGUUGAGCUAAAUCAGGCUACCAUUGCUGUUAAGUAUAAACGUUUCGACUAAUAUGCUUCAGUUGAAUGACACAAUGGAGCCGGACAGUCCAGGGGCUGCGGUUCUGCCCGCCGCCGGGGUUGAGGACGCGCUCGAAGGCUUGGAGGUGGCGUUCAGUCCGGGGCCUGAGGCCCAACCUGUACUCGGCUUCGGAGCUGCUGUAGCCUGCUGCUCUCCACUCCAGAAACUCACUCCUUUCCACGUCCACAACCCGACAGCUCGUGCAAAAGUCAAGGAUUACUUCGUGUUCAGGCCAGGAACCAUAGAGCAGGCGGUGAAUGACAUCCGUACAGUGGCAUUGCCUUCGGAAGACGGCGAGGUUCUGAGCGUGUGGCUCUUAGCAGAAGUUGAUCACUGGAACAAUGAAAAGGAGAGGCUGGUGCUCAUAACUGAGAGGUCGCUCCUGGUUUGCAAAUACGACUUCAUAAACUUGCUGUGUCAGCAGGUCAUCAGAAUUUCCCUAAACGCCGUGGACACCAUUUCGGUCGGAGAGUUUGAGUUUCCACCAAAAUCUCUGAAUAAGAGAGAGGGCAGUGGCGUUCGUGUGCACUGGGAUAAACGGCCGAGGCCUUCUUUUCUAAAUCGCUGGAAUCCCUGGUCCACUGACCUGCCAUAUGCCACCUUUACGGAGCACCCCAUGGCCCAUGCUGAUGAAAAGGUGGCUUCUCUUUGCCAGCUGGAGAACUUUAAAAUUCAGCUGAUCCAGGCAGUAAAGAGAGCCCAUAAGGAGUUUCCCAUCCCGGGCCGUUCUAACGGGGUGCUGCUGCUGGAGCGGCCGCUGCUCAUCGAGACCUACCUGGGCAUCAUGUCCUUCAUCAACAACGAGGCCAAACUGGGCUACUCCAUGACCAGAGGGAAAAUCGGCUUCUAAUUCAUUUCUGCUAACACACUUUAUUUGUUAAGCUCCAUGAACCCUUUUUGUGUUGCUUGCCGGAUUUCAGCAAGGCGUGAACCGCGCCCCUCUUCAUGCCUCCAGCGUGACUCACCGGCUCCUCAGCAUGUGCCUGGAAUCAUCGGAUGUCAACAUCGAUGCCCCUUUACUGGGCGUGUGCCAUUCUGCUUCAUUUUUAUUGUCUGACACUAUUGAGUGUUUUUUCUUUUAUUAUUUUUUUAAACAGUAUGUUGAUGUGAAGUGUGCGAUGAUGGUGCAGUUUAUACGUAGUGGAAAAGGAAGUAUUUCCACUAAAAUGCCAGAUUAGUAGUAGUCCACUAUGUCCCUUUAUUAACAUGCUUGGUCAGGUGAUCAAAUUAACGAUUGGGGACUGAUUGAGGGGAAAUGCUUGUUGCCGGGGUCAACAGCUGAAAAGCCAUAAUUUCAUUGUUCCUCUAACCGCAUAAAAGAUCCAAGUUUUUCUUUUUUUAAAUGCACAAAGCAGAGGUGUCAAAGUCUAUAAUUUAGUCUUCCCCAUUACGAUUGUUUUCCCAUUGCUAUGCUCUUCACAGCAUUGCUGGCACCUCUACUACAGUAUUUACUACGUGUUUAUUUAUUUAAAAGAUUUUUUUCCUAGGUAGCAGCUAAGUGCCCGUUUUCUCGGUUACACUGAAACUAGAUAACGUAGUCAUGAAUAAGCUACAAGAAGAAUUUGAAACCUAUGUAACUCAUAAUACAAGAACUCAGCAUUAUUAUAAAUGCACAUUUUGUAAAUUAUAAAAAAAAAAAACUCACACACUGAAAUUUUGAGGAGUUUGUCCAUGAUCGUUUGAACUGAUUGUUCCCUUUCAAUUAAUUUUUAUGAUUUAUAAAUGUAUUAUUUAUUAUCUUGAUGGAAAAAUUUACUUUAUGCCAUUUUUAAAGAAAAUUAUGAUUUAUUAUUUUUCUAUGUUCACUUUUUAAUGUUUUAAAGAGUAGCGGUUUCCUACAUUUUGCCAUAAUGCCAUUAAUUACUAUCAGUGCCACAAGGAUUAAGCUCAGUUUAGCACUUAAUCUUUUAGUCUCUUCUUUAGUCUUAAUCCUUUAGUUCAAAUCGCUCUCUCUCUCUCUACGCAGCUAAACAGAUCAGCUUCCAAAGUUUGACGAAUGCUAAGUCUAUGUACCACAGUAUUAUUUGCUGGAACUUUGUGUCCAGCAGUUUCUUUCUCUUCUACAUUGGAAUUCACGUGAACACCGUCAAACUACUUCCGAAAACUGCGAGCGAGAACGGAGGCUCUUGCUCGAUUGUUAAAAACCUGAUUGUUCUUGUUUAUGUAUGAUAUUGUCCUAUAAUCACGCUAGCAUGUCCCUCUCACGCCUUCUCACAGGAAUAAUAAAAAUACAGCACUGACCUACAAAUCAGCACCACAAUGUCUGAGAAUUUCACUGUACACGUUUAUUUUUCAGUGUAGACUUUAGGCAUGAGAACUUUAGGCACAGAAGUCCUGUCAUAUGGAAAGAAUAUUGCUGUUUGGGGCUUUGCAGUCUGCCACACUUCAUACUAGUGAAGUGCAUGAUUUGUUUAGAAAUUACAAAUUACUUUGCAAUUAAAUCAUGGAUUGUAUUUUAUUUUAUUAAGCAAAAUGUUCCCUUGCUGUAUGAACAUGGCUCGGUUUGUAAUGUUGAUCCUGACUCAGGUUGGAUUUAGUUGAUUUUAAAUGCUGCUUUAUCAUUUAAGGAUGCAAACACGGGUUAGGAGUUUAAUUCUAACCAAAGGCGAUUAGUGCAGACGCGUUAUUACGGGUUCCCUAAUAAUUUUUUUGCUUGUAUGCACUUUUAUCCCCCUCCCCCCCAACCACCACUCAGUGUUUGAAGGAUUUUUCUUUUGUAUUAAAAAAAAAAAAAAAAAGGAAAAUAUUGCAUGUGAACUAUGCAUGCGGUUAACUGUGUGUAAAAACUGGUUUUGUGUGUGGCAUUUGUAAUCUGGUCGUUGCUUAGAAUCACCCGUUACAGCUCGGAGGAAACAUGUCUAACGAAUACAAAUUACCACUUUAUUCAGGACUGCUGUCACUCCUCAUUUUCUGACUGCUGGACCAUUUUUUUGGACCCAAAUUACAUACGUUUGGUUUUCGUAACCAGCCUCAGCAUCGUGGUCUUACAAUUUCCAGUUCUAUUUAUUUGCACUGUAACAAUGCACCAUGCUCAAAGAUAUUAAAACUGCUCUACCUUGUUUUCUCAAUAACAAAAUAAAGAACGUAAAGUGUG
Molecule: messenger RNA, 3419 nt
Organism: Silurus meridionalis
Lineage: Eukaryota; Metazoa; Chordata; Actinopteri; Siluriformes; Siluridae
Gene: tprg1l
Product: tumor protein p63 regulated 1-like
Exons: 6
Coding region: 318-1175 (285 amino acids)
Cellular component (GO): cytoplasm
Source: RefSeq, a predicted model, not a curated record